Volvox carteri f. nagariensis is the source of this 1907-nucleotide messenger RNA. RefSeq names its product prohibitin (gene phb1). The transcript is spliced from 9 exons. Gene Ontology annotation, biological process: mitochondrion organization. The coding region runs from base 70 to 1020 and encodes 316 amino acids. Gene Ontology annotation, cellular component: membrane; mitochondrion. The record is from RefSeq and is a predicted model, not a curated record. Lineage: Eukaryota; Viridiplantae; Chlorophyta; Chlorophyceae; Chlamydomonadales; Volvocaceae.
CCUCUUUAAGAUUGAGAGAUAACUCCUUACCCCUGAGGAUUAGGCACGCGUUCCAGCCGAUCAGGUGAAAUGGCCGCCAACCCUCAAGGUGUUGCCUCAGCUCUGAGCACUGCUCGCACGCUCGCUAAUGUUGUAAUAUUUGGCGGAGCGACUGUAUGGGCGGGCACCAACAGUCUUUUCAACGUGGAGGGUGGUCACCGGGCGGUAGUCUUCAACCGUCUGAUGGGUAUUAAGGACACCGUAUAUCAAGAAGGGACGCAUAUCAUGGUCCCAUGGUUUGAGCGGCCAAUUAUCUAUGAUGUGCGCGCUCGGCCAAGCGUCAUCCAGAGCCAGUCGGGAAGCAAGGACCUGCAGAUGGUGAACGUCGGUCUCCGUGUCCUCACCCGACCCAACCCCGACAAGCUCCCGGAGAUUUAUCGCACGCUCGGCACGGACUACGCGGAGCGAGUUCUACCAUCAAUCAUCCAGGAGACGCUCAAGAGCGUCAUUGCACAAUACAAUGCUAGCCAGCUGCUAACCCAGCGUGAGGUGGUCUCUCGCGACAUCCGCCGCAUUCUGACGGAGCGUGCCCGCUACUUCAACAUCAUUUUGGAGGAUGUGUCCAUUACCAACCUGACCUUCUCUAAAGAGUACACGGCGGCGGUGGAGGCCAAGCAGGUGGCGCAGCAGGAGGCGGAGAGGGCCAAGUUUAUUGUGGAGAAGGCGCUGCAGGAGAAGCAGAGCGCCAUAGUGCGGGCGCAGGGUGAGGCCCAAUCCGCCAAGCUCAUUGGUGAGGCGGUCAAGCAGAACCCGGCCUUCCUCACGUUGCGUAAGAUUGAGGCUGCUCGUGAGAUUGCCAGCACGAUAUCCCAGUCGGCCAACAAGGUCUACCUGGGCGCAGACUCGCUGCUGCUCAGCGUGAACCAGGCAGGCAAGGAAACCCCGACGAGCGCAUCGGAGCUGCCGCCCCUGGAGCCAACCAAGUCGUCCAAAUCGUCAUCUUGGUGGUGGCCCUGGUCUAGCAGCAGCAAGAGCGCGUGAGGGGGAGGGAAGCUGGUCCGGCACGGAGCCAGCGAUGGCAUCGGCGACAACGCUUCUGUUUUCACUCCUGGCGUGAGGCUGCAGCGCCCGUGCAACGGGCGUGUGGCGGCGGCGGCGCUGUCUAUCGGACAGGAAACUGGGGUAAAUAUAGGUCGUUGGUAGUUAUCAGGUAGAGUGGUUGAAGCGGAAAUGGCCGGGUUUACGCCGUGAGGCGGGGCGCUGCAGCAGAUGCGAGAGCCUGGACGGGUAUGGCCGUACUUUAGGGGAAGACCGCUUAGCAGGGGUGGGCGGCGGUAAGAGGAUGAGCGCGUACUGCGGCCAUGCGCUGGGAUCGCUGUAGGGAGGUGAGGGGAACAGGGCUGCCGUCGGCUACGUCGGACUAGGGAGUGGAGUGGUUUGGUGCAUUCAGAUCCAUCUGGACGUUGUUAAAGGGCUCCUGGUGGAAGACUCUCUAUCGUUGGAUGUGACACUUGGUUGAGGUGGGGGGAGCGCCAUGCAAAGCCGCGCCGCAUGUUUAUUGGCAUAAAUGCAGAAGUUAGGUGGUCCAGAGGCGCUCCAGUCAGCGCAGCGGUCUAGCUGAAGCGGGGGCUACCGGAAACAGGAUUGCACGCCAUGCAGUUGCGCGUGGUUACGUUGUUCUGUUUUUGGAUUAUGGCUGGACGCAUGAGUCUCGUGGGGCCUCCGGAGUCCGUUCCCUGACUCCCCUCAACAUUUUGCUCGAUCGAGCAUGUUAAGGUCUCGGGUGGUUGUUAGCGAUCGCUGCGGGGGAGCCUAUUGAACAGGAAUCAAUUGGUUCAUACAUUGGUUCAUACCCCCAAGCGGGGCUCCUCGCCGGAAGGAAAAGUAAGGGAGUGCCUUGUAAUGAGCCCCAUGGCGCCUGUGCCCUG